Molecule: messenger RNA, 1137 nt
Organism: Dictyostelium discoideum AX4
Lineage: Eukaryota; Evosea; Eumycetozoa; Dictyosteliales; Dictyosteliaceae
Exons: 1
Coding region: 1-1137 (378 amino acids)
Source: RefSeq, a predicted model, not a curated record
AUGGAUCAAUUCAAAUUUGAUUUUAAUAAUUAUUUAAAAACAGUUCAACCUACAAUUGUAAGAAUUAUAGUUAUUGGAAUUAUUACAUUAGGUUUUAUGGUUUUUAUGGAAGUUGGAUUUUAUCAAGAAUUUACAACAAUGACAAUUGUAGAAUGUUCUGGAAAUGGUAAAAAUGGUACAACGGAUUCAAUGUCUUUAGAUAAUUGUUUCAUAGAAGGAGUUCCAGAAUGUUUAAAUGAAUAUUUCCAUACCGAUUCAAAAUAUUCAUUAAAUUUCCCAGUUAGUCUAUUUGGUUUACAAGGUGAUCAAUAUUCUGGAUUAAUUUUAUUAAUUUCAUUUAUUUGCUUUUUAUUAGAAGUGAUAUUAUAUUUAACUUUGGAUUAUUUAUUAUAUUUAAAGAGAAAGAGAAUUCAAAAUAUUUUAGCCACUUCUAAAAUUUUCAUUGAAGGUGAAAAGAAACAUGAGGUGCGUUUAACCAUUUUCCUAUUUGUUAAUAUUCUUGUAUUUAUGGGACUAAAGUUUGUAUGGGUUUACUGGCGUAACCACCAAUAUGGCGAUAUGCCAUGCAACGGUUUAAACGUUCAUCUUUUAUUUGGAACAAAUAUGGUUAGUUCAAUUAGUCUAAUCGUUCAAUUCUUCCUUACCUAUGUCUUUUUCCCUCUAAUGUACUUUAUUGCCUACGUUAAUUUACUCUCUGAUUUAGAUUUCAAGAAUAUGAUGUCUCACCUCUCCUAUACAACCGUUAAACAAUUUAAAAAUAUUACCAUUUUCGAUAUUUUCAAAUAUCAAGAUUUAAUUGAUCAUGUUAUCAAUGAAAAGUAUCAAGAUCGUUCAGUUUUUGUAAGAUUUGUAAAAUCUCAUACUUUUACUUUUAAUCAAACUUCUGAUGAUGAAAUUUGUGAAAUCCUAUUACAACAUAAAGCUUUAAAUCCUCAUGAAUUUAAACCAAUGUUAUAUAGUGCCAAUGAAGGUGUUGAUAUUUCAAUUAAUAAUAUUGAUGAUGGUCGUAGUGAUCUUUUCGAUAAUAAUAAUAAUAAUAACAACAACAAUAGUAAUAGUAAUAAUAAUAAUAAUAAUAAUUUUAUUUCUCAACGUCAACAACAAGAACCAAAUGAAAAAACAAAAUUAUUAAAUUGA